This is a messenger RNA of Syngnathus typhle (broad-nosed pipefish), 1308 nucleotides long. It is a transcript of the gene nit1, whose product is annotated as nitrilase 1. Bases 77 to 1000 code for a protein of 307 amino acids. Lineage: Eukaryota; Metazoa; Chordata; Actinopteri; Syngnathiformes; Syngnathidae. Gene Ontology annotation, molecular function: hydrolase activity, acting on carbon-nitrogen (but not peptide) bonds, in linear amides. The transcript is spliced from 6 exons. The record is from RefSeq and is a predicted model, not a curated record.
GUUUUGAGUGGGGACCGAAGGUUCCUCGUUCUGCCAGAAUCUUUAACUUGGAGUGAACAGGUGAUGAUUUGAACCAAUGUUCUCCGUAUUGAGGUCGUCAGCGUCCUUAUUCUCCAUUCGGGCAGUCGAGCCACAUAACAGGAUGUCAAGUUCUCACCAUCCGCGGGCCGCCUUGUGUCAGCUGAGCGUCACCGCAGACAAGCUGGCCAACUUUUGUACCACCCGAGAGCUGCUGGAAGAGGCAAAGCGACGAGGCGCCGCCAUGGCCUUCCUGCCCGAGGCCUUUGACUACAUCGCCUCCAGCCGCGAGGAGACCCUGGAGCUGUCUGAGACCCUGGCGGGAGAUACUAUUGCGCAAUACGCUCAGCUGGCCCGGAAGUUGGACAUGUGGUUGUCUCUGGGCGGCUUCCACGAACGAGGACGUCAGUGGGAGGCCGAGCGGCGGAUUUACAACUGCCACGUGGUCAUGAACAAUCAAGGCGAGAUCGUGUCCACCUACAGGAAAUGCCACCUGUUUGACGUGGAGCUUCCCGAGAAAGGCGUCUCGCUCAGCGAAAGCGCCUUCACCAUCCCGGGCCCGUCGCUGGUAGCGCCGGUCCAAACGCCCAUCGGCAAGCUCGGAUUGGGAGUCUGCUACGACUUGAGGUUCCCGGAGUUUUCGCUGGCGUUGCAGAAGAGCGGCGCCGAGAUCCUGACCUUCCCCUCGGCCUUCACGGAGGUGACGGGAGCCGCUCACUGGGAGGUGCUGCUCCGGGCGCGAGCCAUCGAGAACCAGUGUUACGUCCUGGCGGCGGCGCAGGUGGGCCGGCAUCACGACAGGCGCUCGUCCUACGGCCACGCCCUGGCCGUGGACCCCUGGGGAGCGGUGACGGCUGACUGCGGGGGGGAGCGAGCGGGCCUGGCGCUGGUGGAGGUCGACCUAGAUAAGGUUCGCAGCGUCCGAAGGAAUAUGCCCCUUCAAAAGCAUCGGCGAGACGACAACUUUUACGCCAGCAUGUGACAUGAGCGAAUGGUCCAACUCAUUUGAGGUCAUGAGGAGAACCUGCUCCAAAUGAUCAUAUAAAGUUCUUCUGUCUUUUAUAAGGACAAGGAACCUUCUCCAGAUCAUGGCUGUUGCGUUCCGUUUGUUAAACUACAGGGAACGACCGCUAAGUUUUACAAUGAGAACAAAUCGAAAGUUCUCAUAAUAGUCACCGGGACAAAAUUGUUGGCACCACUAUGUUAAUGGGAGAAAUCCCACGGCGCUCAACGCAAAUAACGUGAAUGUAACAAAUGUAAUUGUAAAUAAAACGUGAAUCAAAAUCUAAA